AUGCCUGGAGUUUUUCAAUCAAUAAAUGCUUUCACAAUAGCUGAAGAUGGCCGAACUGCUUAUUUUCACGAUCCUCAGCCUGAUGUGGUCUAUUCAGUCGAUUUGAGAAAUGGAAUCAAGAAAGCACUGAAAUGGGAAGAUCACGAUUUCAAGCACCGUCGCUGGUUAUGCUACACUCUAUUCAACUUUAAAUACUCAAAUGAAGUCUAUUUGUCGAUGUUGUUCUACAAUAAGCAUAAAAAGGUUUUUUGCUUGAUUCAUUUUCUGAUCGCUGGGGAGUUGUUGAUCAAAAGGCAGACAUCGAUGUUGAAUACUUCAGCGAUUACACAUGAUCGAUUGGCAUAUUCAGUGCAGAAAUGCUCGAAUGAAAUCCAGAUGAUCUUUUAUGAACGAUUCUCCCGAGCUCACUCAAUAGAUGGAGAUGAAAACCAAAAUCCGUUACACUUUGUCUGUUGCAUUCUCGACACGACAACAAUGAGAGUCACCACGAAACAGGGAAUGCUCCCAAUGGGACAAUGGGAAUUGCCAUUCAUCACGAAUCGAAAGCUUCAUGUUCUCUGCACCACUAGAAGCCCGAACAUUUUGGCUUCUAGGAGUUUGGAAUCAACAGAAACACUCUGGGAUGCACGGGCUAUCAAUCCAUCAUUGAAUGAUCUCACUCCGGCCAAGAAAGCUCAAUGGUGCAACGCCUGGACAACGGAAGCCGGGUAUUUUGCGCUAUUGGAAAAGAUUGUGAGCCAAGAAGAGCCGGAAGUGCAAACGAUACGUCGGGUUUUCCUCUGGCAUUUAGAUCCGAGUACAGCUAGUUGGACAAAACUUCCUUGUCAACAGGAUCUCCCGGAUUGCGCAUCGAAUAUUUCUUUUCGAAUCGGUUUAGAUGGGAUGGGAUACGUGCAUUGUGAUCUUCAACCAAGAGAGGCUUGCAUACUGAAAGUGAAGCUCGAUCAAGCGUUGACAAACGCGAAUCGAGUGGCGGCCGAGGCGGCGGCGGAAGAUUGGCUACCUUUAGAAUCGCAUAGCACCGAAAAUGGACAAAACUCUUCAAAUUUCAGAGAACCUUUAUCUGAUCUGAUUUGCCCGAUUUGUUUGGAUACAUACGAUGACGCUCGGACACUCUCUUGUGGCCAUUCCUUGUGUUGGGCUUGCGUGGAACAGAUGCGACUUGUUGCGAAAAGCGAGACAGUUGCGUGUCCGGCUUGUCGAAAGCUCACAAAGAUCCCAGCUGGUGGAUUGCCAGUGAAUUAUGGGUUAAAAGAUGCAAUUCUAACCCUCAGCCGUCUUGUCGAGGUCCGGAAUCGAGGAAUUCGUUGCGGAGAGUGUCGGGAGAAAUGUGAAGAGACGAAAAUGUGGACGUGUUUGACGUGUUUGAGACACGGGAGUACGAAACUCAACCGUGAAUCGAUGGUUUAUGUCGGAAAUUUGAAUGCUUCAAGUUUUGAAGAAGAUCCAAAUGACAGCAAUGCAGAAAGUCUACAAAAAGAGAUGAGCCAACAAGAGCGCUUUGGGCGUUUCUCGUUUUGCGCAUCUUGUCUACUUUAUUAUCAUAAAGGGCACGACUACGAAGAAGUGCUCAAAUUACGAGAACGAUCAAAAUUGGUGGAUGAGAUGAAAGGAAAAUGGUUGGAAAAGGCGAAUUCGAGCAUUCAAACGAUCAAAGAGACGACAACCACAAUUACAAAUGGACUGUUUGAUGAGGUUCUUCUCGAGAAUGUUCGCAUUAAAUUCGAUGAAAUUUGCGAUGUUGCUAAAUGUUCGAAUGAGGAAAUUGAGGGAAGAGGAGGAGCAGUGAUCGAGAAAUUACAAAGAAUACAGAAAGAGUUUCAUCAAGGAUUUCAAAGGCAUUUCGAGGAAUUUCUCGAACGAUGCUCUACAGCGAUCUCUUCAAAUCCACCAUCGUUUCAUGGAUCUCCGCAGAAUUUGUCUCCAUUAGAGCCACCGAGGGGAUUUUCAUCGCGAAGAAGCUCAACGGAUCGAAAUUUCACUCCACAAUCUUCGUCACCGACUCCAAGAUAUGAAAAAGAAACCGAGGUGUCAAUCCCUUCCCUUGCCCCAUCUCUGCCCACUCCAACAUCUCUCGGUUCUCACAGUUCUCCUCUUCCACCACCACUUCCCUCAACUCUUCCACCAUUGGAAAAAUUGAAGCUAGAAAGUGAACCGAUCAUUCGAAGACCCACUGUUUUGUCAUCACUGCGGGAUCGUCCCACUUCCCUUCAAUCAUCUCCCCUUUCCUCUCCACUCCAACCGAGAACUGUUGUCAUUGUACAGAGGCCAUCUCUCACUCAAGCUCUUCAAGCAUCUCCCAACAAUUCUCCCCGAAAAACCACAGCUGUCACUUCUGAGAUC
Mesorhabditis belari is the source of this 2343-nucleotide messenger RNA. The record is from the annotation of a GenBank genome assembly. Lineage: Eukaryota; Metazoa; Nematoda; Chromadorea; Rhabditida; Rhabditidae.